GGACAUGUAAACCUCGAAAAAGAAGAAGAAAAGGAGGGACUAUAAUAACAGUCAAAAUUCGUAAAACCCUAAUCGGUAGCCAAUUUCCAGUAUGGAGGGAAUACAGAAGGCUUUUCGUAGUGCCAUGUCUCAGGCUGAUCCAAAUGGCAGUUUCAGUUCCAUUUCUUCUGCUCUUGAAAAAGUACCCAGUAAAUCUUUUGCUUCUGCUGCUUCUGUUUCGUCGGCUGAUCAAUCACAGCUUUUGCUUACUCGAUCUUCCAGACAAGCAGUAUCACUGUGGACUUGCUCAAAGCUCUGUGCCAUUUGUUUUGUUGCUGGAAUAUUUGUCGGUUAUACACUGAAGCGUCGUGUACGCCGAUGGGCUUCCAAAUUUCUCAAGGGAUUGAAGGACUAACAAGUUUUGGAUACUUCCAGUUUCUGAUUGUAAUUUCAUUUUCCAUGUAGGUAUCGUAUCACAUUGUACUUUUUCUGGCCAUGAUAUACAGAAGUCUUUUAUGGGUUUUUGCUGCAUAAGCACUGAAUUGUAUUU
Molecule: messenger RNA, 529 nt
Organism: Solanum stenotomum
Lineage: Eukaryota; Viridiplantae; Streptophyta; Magnoliopsida; Solanales; Solanaceae
Exons: 2
Coding region: 92-394 (100 amino acids)
Source: RefSeq, a predicted model, not a curated record